Messenger RNA from Haliotis rufescens (red abalone), 915 nucleotides. Its product is annotated as keratin-associated protein 5-1-like. NCBI's taxonomy places the organism in Eukaryota, Metazoa, Mollusca, Gastropoda, Lepetellida, Haliotidae. The coding region runs from base 1 to 531 and encodes 176 amino acids. The record is from RefSeq and is a predicted model, not a curated record. The transcript is spliced from 3 exons.
AUGUCCUGCACUGAUUCAGGGGCGUGUGUAGCUGGCUGUGCAGCAGGAUAUGCUGGUUCAGACUGUUCAUGCUUUGAAAACUGCAUCGAGCAUAUUUGUUUCUCUGAGAACGGAACCUGUGCUACAGGGUGUGGCAAUGGUUAUAACGGUGCAUUUUGUACCUGUGAGAUUUGUAUUGAUGGGAUUUGUGACCAGGAGUUUGGAACCUGCACCAAAGGUUGCAACAUUACUGAUCAAAGAUGCAAGUCUACCUGUUCAGCUGAAUGUCCUAUAGAUACCUGCGUCAAGGAAAAUACAUGUGAGCCUACCUCGCAGAGCCUUCCACUGAUUAUUAUCGGAGCAUCAUCAGCAUGUUGCCUGGUUGGCAUCAUGGUAGCUGUAUGCAUUGGAUGCUACGAACGCACCAAAAGGCAAAAAACAGAUGACAAAGAAGAGGAAUAUCCAGCGGGACAACCGGAAGCACCCCAUUACGAGCUGAUGGAUAUUGAUCCUGAUAAGAACGAAACAGGCCCUGUGAUAGUUUUCCUUUAGUGUAGGGUCACGCCCCAUAAUCUCCCACCACACAACACAGCACAGCACAACACAACACAACAAACCACAGAACAGCACAGCACAUGAUAUAAUAUAGUCAAAGAAUACCACAUAGUUAUUUUUAGAAUAUAUUUUAUAACUUGCUUGAAUCUAUGAUAACACAUAACUUUAAAUAUAGUUCAGAAUUCUUAUCAUUCUUAAUUUCUACGGUAUAAUAAGCAUGCUUACCCGUCUUAUGCAGUAAUGCCUUAAGCAUUAUAUGUUAUACUUUCAUAUCAAUAGUUUGCAAAACCUAAACCCAAGCUGUCUGUCUUUGUGACAAAUGUUGACUAAACACUUGCCAGGUAAAACAUUCCCCAUGAAGAAAUCAAAACAGUUACAUCG